UCUUUAUCGGACUGACAUGAAAGUUGAUCGAUACGUAACUCAGCAUCGAUCGACAGAUUAUUUUCGUUUUGCAAUGUAUUAUCACAACGUUGUUAAAAACUUAAAUUAUUGUGAAGUUAAGUUCGUAGGGAAGGUACUGCUUAUACGUUAAGGUUCACAAAUUCUGCAGGAAACGACUACAAACAAGAAAAACGAAAUGGCCGUCCAGGCGAUCACAGCCGAUGCCCGAGAUGUAGCUGUCUGGAGUGAAAUCUGCGAGAGGCAGGCUAGGUCAGCUGCAUUUGAACUAGCGCGACACAUUCAUGCUCAUUUCAGCAGUGAAGCUCAACUGAUUGCAGAUUCUGCUCUGAUAUCCCUUUACCAAGAUUGUGCUCAACGCUUUGUGGACCUCUUUGUUCGAAGCUAUGAUGUGGAACUAAAAAAGUUAUCUGGCAUAGUGGUGAAUUCAUGUGACUUUGUCAAAUAUGGGAAAAGCAAUGGGAUCACACAUUUCCCAAGUUCUGCUUCCAAUUUGAGACCAGGCAGUGUUCCGAGAACUGUGCAAGACUGUAGUGAUUAUUCGGAUACCGAAAGAGAUAUUUCUUCUACUUCUUACCCUUCUGUCAAACCUAGACAGACAGGGCCAAAGCCAUUCUUCAGACGCUUUUCUUUGAAAGGUUUUCGGAAAGGAAAAGGAUUGUUCCACAAGCAACAUUCAGAUGAAGUUGAACUCUCAGGCUCAGCAGUCGCUAGUCAUACUCCUUCCUCAUCUAAGCCUGAGCAUUCUGGCCUUUUCUUACGUGGCAAAAUUCGCAUGUCAAAGUUGGUGGUAGAAUCCUUGUUUGAAGGUACGGUCAACUACUUGACCAGUGAAAGCCUUGAUGGUACUCCGAAAUGGGAACGUUGCCGUCUUUGCUUGGUGAAAACCGUUGGUGGCUAUAUGUUGGAGUUUUUCUCUCCACCUAAAGCCAGUCAACCAAAAUGUGGAGUAUUCUGUUUCUUGAUAACUGAGGCAAGAGAAACAACAGCGCUUGAAAUGCCGGAUAAGGAAAACACUUUUGUUCUAAAGGCUGCCAAUAAUCUCGAGUACGUCAUUGAAGCUGCAUCCAGUGAUGACAUGCAUAAAUGGUUGCAUUCGAUACGCUUAUCUGGAGCACGAUGCAUAAACACAACUAAUGGGUCAUCAACCGAAGGCACAGUGCACCGAGGAGAAAUCGAGUCAAACGGCAAUCCAAAUGAAAAUUCAUCGGUGUCCGUCAGUGCAAUUCAAACCACCGAUUUCAUUGGUCAACGAACUCUAUCUCUGAGGGGAUCUCGUUCGCUGCUUCCCGUUUCACCCAGUCUUGAGGAUCUUGAUUUAGGCACUAGUCGACUUGAUCAGGAACACGAUUACGUUCUAGAUUUGUAUGGUACAUUGAGACACUACCCUUGGUUCCACGGGACGUUGAGUCGGUCAGAUGCGGCCGGGCUAGUUCUUCAAGAAGGAGCGGUAGGACAUGGGGUUUUCCUUGUCCGCCAAAGUGAAACCCGUAAAGGCGAAUUCGUUUUAACUUUCAAUUUCCAAGGCCGUGCUAAACAUCUACGUCUUACUAUUAGUAGUGAGGGGCAAUGUCGAGUACAACACCUUUGGUUUCAAUCCGUUUUCGACAUGCUGGAACACUUUCGUUCGCACCCGAUCCCUCUGGAAUCGGGAGGCUCAUCUGAUGUUACGCUGACGCAGUAUGUUGUAGCGGAAUCAGCCUUUCAGGCAAUGACUGUAUCUUCGUCUACCCGCAACGGGCUGAGCAACUUAUCGGAUAGAAGAGUUGCAACGCCACCCCUAAUUCGAGAGGUAAUUAUGAGAGGAGAAUCGGUCCGUCGACGCAUCGAGUCGAUGGAGCAGCUACCCUCUUUAAAUCAUCAAAAUAACGGAGGAAACUCGGGAUCCAGCCGUGCAAUCGAGAACGCCUAUAGUUUCACAUAGAAAUGUUCGGAAAAAACAAAAAAAAGCAAAAAAACGAACGAAUUAUGCGUCGCCUCAGCGCCUCCAGUCAUAAGAAAAAUUUGUCUCUUUACGUUUCUGUUGAUCAUUUCGUGCAUCUUCAUUGAUUGUCUUCCCUAUUUGAAGGUUUGCAAAUUACAAAAUCUUCGUCGGA
Messenger RNA from Daphnia magna, 2114 nucleotides. Its product is annotated as SH2B adapter protein 2. Gene Ontology annotation, molecular function: transmembrane receptor protein tyrosine kinase adaptor activity. Gene Ontology annotation, biological process: intracellular signal transduction. The record is from RefSeq and is a predicted model, not a curated record. Gene Ontology annotation, cellular component: plasma membrane. NCBI's taxonomy places the organism in Eukaryota, Metazoa, Arthropoda, Branchiopoda, Diplostraca, Daphniidae. Bases 197 to 1942 code for a protein of 581 amino acids. The transcript has 8 exons.